AUUUUGAACCGAAAGCAGCACCCCGAUGCAUCCAAGCGCCGGGAAUGGAGGCGGAAUACCGUGCCAAGAGCGCGGGGUCGGUCGGCGUCCACCGCUGCCAGCGUCGGGUAAGGUUCAGGCAGGAGAUAAGAAGGAUGCCUUUGUGAGGGGCGAGGGCCCGAAGGGAACCACAAGAAACACGGCAGCCGACCGGACGUGUCUUCGGCCACAACAAAGAUGGCGACCGACCGGAAGUGGCUGCGGCCACAACAAAGAUGGCCGCAAGAAAGGGCGGGAAAUGAAGGACCAAGGUCCGUGUUUGGGCUGCCUGCCCGCGCCCCGAGCCGUUCUCCGCGGCAUUGCCAGGCGUGCGGACACGGGCCGUGCGCCCAGCGGCACCGCGGGCACGCCGGAGCCCGGCGGGCGCCGGCAGGCAGCUGCGGCACGCCUCUCUCUGCCGGGCUCCGCCUCAGGAACGACCCUUCCCGUCUCCAGUCUGUGUUCCCUCCCGGCUCCCCUCCCGCCCGGGGAAACGGAGGAAAACACAAAUAACAUCGAGGAAGAAAGAACAGCCUGCAGAGCUGCCCGAGCCAUCGCCCUGCCCGCAGCCGGGAGCAGCCAGCAGGAGGAGGCAGCUGCUUUCUCAGCCAGAAAGAGAUUCAGCUGUGGGGAAGCUGCAGAGAAGGCUGCCUGGCACAGCCCCCCAGAAUGGGCCUCCCCCGACUGGGCUCCCGCAGAGGAUGGGGCAGUUGCAGCCCCCUGUCAUUCCUGUGAGAUUUGGGACUGUCUCCAUGCAGGAAGCAGCACAGGGGACUGGCCGAAGGGCUCGGGCUGGGACACGGCCCCAACAGGAGCAGCCCUGGCACACUGACACGGGAGGAUGAGCCCAGGUGUUUCCCAGUCCAGCUUGCUGAACCUCCAGCUCUGACUGUUCUUCCUUCCAGCUCUGGCUCUGAGAUGCUGCACUUGAUGGCUGCUCCAGUUCCUUCCAGCUCUGGGUUGGUUUUUUCAAGCGCCACUACAAGGAGAUGCUGGAGGGCACCAAGACCCCCGGGGUGCCCCAGGACUGAGUGAGAGGAGCCCAAAAAUUUUGGGCACCCCAUCCCCCCAAAAUAUUAAAUUCACAUGGAAGCUUCCCCUGUAUUUGUGUGGAGUUUUUUGAAAUUAUUUUGGAAUUUUUUAGGGGGGGUUUUGGGAAACUGGGGAGGAGGAAACACUAAAAAAUAAAAAAAUAAAUUUAAAAAGGAUU
Messenger RNA from Oenanthe melanoleuca, 1228 nucleotides. RefSeq lists its product as uncharacterized. The transcript is spliced from 5 exons. NCBI's taxonomy places the organism in Eukaryota, Metazoa, Chordata, Aves, Passeriformes, Muscicapidae. The record is from RefSeq and is a predicted model, not a curated record. The coding region runs from base 26 to 850 and encodes 274 amino acids.